Molecule: messenger RNA, 1208 nt
Organism: Mercurialis annua (annual mercury)
Lineage: Eukaryota; Viridiplantae; Streptophyta; Magnoliopsida; Malpighiales; Euphorbiaceae
Product: cysteine-rich repeat secretory protein 38-like
Exons: 3
Coding region: 56-1030 (324 amino acids)
Source: RefSeq, a predicted model, not a curated record
UUUUAAAACAGAAGGUGAACACUAGAAAAAUCAUAAUCCUCAAGAGACAAUUUAAAUGGAUUUUUCAAGUUUGAUGUUUUUAUUUCAUUUUACAUUCAUCCAACUUGUUUUCCUCACCUUAGCACAGCCCGAUCCCCUGUUUUCUUUCUGCGCCGAAACGGGUAAUUUCACGAGUAACAGUACAUACAAAUCAAAUCUCGACCGUCUCUUCACUACCCUUUCCUCCAACGUCAAAACCACCAAUAAAGGCGGAUUUUAUAGUGAUUCGUACGGCCAGAACACAGAUAAAGUAAACACAAUCGCCCUUUGUAGAGGCGACAAAACGCCAGAUACUUGCAGGAGUUGCAUUAACAACGCUACCCUAGGGCUAACGCAAAGCUGUCCGAAUCAGAAAGAGGCCAUCACUUGGUACGAUGACUGUAUGUUAAGAUACUCCGGUCGUUCCAUUUUAGGCAACAUGGAAUUUCGUCCUGCCGCUUUUAUGUUCAACAUUAACAACGUAUCCGACGUAAAUGAGUUCAAUCAGGUGCUAAACGUUUUGUUAGAUGACUUGAAAAACAGCACCGCGUCCGGUGAUUCUGUUAGAAAGUUCGCUGCAAAUAACGCAGUUGUAAACAACAAUCAAACUCUAUAUGCAUUGACGCAAUGCACUCCCGAUUUGUCGAAGCGGGAUUGCAAUGAUUGCCUCAAUAACGCAACGGCAUUGAUUCCGCAAUAUCUUUACGGGAAGCAAGGAGGGAGAGUAAUUACACCUAGCUGCCAAUUUAGAUAUGAGAUAGAGCAGUUUUAUGACUCUGGCAUCAUGUCACCAUCACCUUCACCGUCACCACCAACAUCACCAUCACCGCAACCUCCUCCAUCGGGUUCAGGCAGCCCAACGGCUCCAGUGCCGCUAUUAACUCCACCACCAUCCUCGCAAACGGCAACACCUCAGCCUAACAACAAUGCAGCUAGCAUAGCAGGUUUUGCAGGAAGAAGAAGUAACACGGCUAUGGCUUUCAUCUUCUGUGUUUUGCUUGUCUCACUUUAGUCUUUUCCAUUUGUUUUGUUACAAGAUUGCAAGAGCAAUUAGGAGAAGCUAAGGUUGAAUCAGUUUAGCUCUGUAUAAUCAAUUUUGCUCUGCCAUCAUGAAGUAGAAGGAAAAAAAUUUAAAUACUUUAGUUUGUGGGUUUGAGGCAUGAAUAAAAAUAGUCAUCUUUCAUGGAAAA